Guillardia theta CCMP2712 is the source of this 7548-nucleotide messenger RNA. RefSeq lists its product as hypothetical. The record is from RefSeq and is a predicted model, not a curated record. The coding region runs from base 1 to 7548 and encodes 2515 amino acids. The transcript is spliced from 66 exons. NCBI's taxonomy places the organism in Eukaryota, Cryptophyceae, Pyrenomonadales, Geminigeraceae.
AUGUCAGGCACUUACACUGCGUCUGUCUUGCUCCUGCUUGUAUGGCUGCAGGUCUCAGUAUGCGAUGCACAGACAUGCGACAUCAGUUCUACGACAUGUCCCUGUAACACAACAACCACAGCAUCGAUCUCCUCCUCCACUGCCUCCCAGCUCCCCUGCCUCUCCGCUGGAAACCUCUCCUUCCUCUGCCAGAUGCAGACUCCAGCUCAGGUCGGCGACUACCUCACCUGGGACAACCCGCUCCUCUUCGCCGUCCCGCCAUGGCUGGACAUGAGCCAGAGCACGAGCAUGCUCUACUUCACCGCGCGGGAGGGGGCGGCAGGGUCGUCGGGAGUGACGCUGCAGAGCAGUCAGGGAGAGGAGCGAGGGAGGAUGGAGAUCAAGGUGGAGGAGGGAGGGAAGAGGCCGGGGUUUGUGAUGGCGUACCGUGCGGCUUGCAUCGACCCGUCAGCUCCCUGCUCCUGUCCUCCCCUCAGCAUCCCCAAGAUGUUUCCCUGGCUCUACAAGGUGGACUGCCGUCGGCCGUGUACGUUUGGGAACGUGAGCGAGUUCGAGGGGGCACGGGGGACGUACAAGAGGAGCGGGGGGGAGUACGGGGGAGUAGCGUACUGGGAGCAGGAGGGAGGGAGGAUGAAGGUGUUCUUUGAGGAGCAGGAGCAGCGCUGGUACAUCUCAAGGAGCCUUGACGUGAAGGAUGCGCUUUACAGAACUCUCGCUGGUAGUGUGAUGUCUCUGCCCGACGAGCUGACUGUGAGAUGGGAGGAAAAGAUGAACAACUCGUGGAGUUUUUGUUUCCUCUCAGUUCAAGACAUCACGGCUGGGUUUCAAACGUGCUCUCAGAACAUGGAGUUGUCGCCGUCCAAUGUGAUUGCACCAUCGACGGACUUGUACUCUUGCAAUCUCAACAACAUGAGCAGUGUUGUCUUUCUGCGAGAUGUUUCAUAUCACACUGUCGACAAAUUUGUCACUGCAUUCACACCAGUGGAAGGAUACUGGCAUGGCAGCAUAUCAACAGUCAACAUCACCAUGGACCAAGAUGCUAAGCUUUCGAGUGUCAAGAAAGAUCCCAUCUACGACAAAUGGGGACUGGAGUUUGCCUCUGAUUACGUGACAAGUCCCGACGGUCAGUUCGUGUAUGUUGAGGAGUUUGCUUCGGACUCCAUCGCUGUCAUCAAGAAUGGAAGUUUCGUCGACCGGCUGCGCCAGGGGCAGUACCGCAUGCAGUUUCAGGCAGGGCAGCAAGUCGACCCCUGCGCGUCUGCGAACCCGAACGUGGGGUCAGGAAACAUCGAGGUCGAGGGGAUAUGCAGCACAACCAAGUUUGUGACAAAGAGCGGGACAUCCUAUCUUCUUGUCAACUCGGGCUGCAAGAGAUUACAAGAGUACACCUCCUUCAUCAACACAUCUCAAUCGCUUCUUCUUGACAAGCCUUCCUCGUUUCCUUGUAUCGACCAAUUUUUGUGGAACGUCACGACCGGGUGGUGGGAUUUCUCCUACGAGUACGCAGGGGGAAGUUAUUCUCGCAGUGCGAGGCAAGAGCCCAACGUGUGCGAGGAGCAGCACGAUCUCAAGAUCGCCCCCUCCUCCUUCCUCAACCUCAAGAAAUUCUUCGCACGAGGUCCCCAGCGAUGGUCCUCGUCCGCCACCCUCCAGGGCCCCGUGUGUCGAGAUGGAGUCUGGGACAGGACAGAGGACAAGACUUUCUCUGUUCUCAACAACCUCGUCUCUUUCGGGGAACUGAGUGCAAUGUGGUUCGACCCUCUGAUCAACACAGGGUUGUUCGUCUCCAACGAUGUCCAGACUCUUUUGCAGUCCAGCGAGCUGCCGACGUCGAUGAUCUCGCUAGAGUCGUGGAUUGUUAUCUCAACAACAGCCAACAUUCCUCUCGCUGGCAUUUUCUCUGCACAAUCAGAAGCUGACAAGUUCAGCGGUUGGUAUUUGAGCUACUCUGUCGGGUUUUCAGGCUCUUCACACCCGAUCGUAACUUUCACAUUCAAGAUCGCAUUUGAGCAGUUCCCGUUUAUGAAAGAGAUUCGCAUACAAUGUGACUCCUCCACCUGCCCUCUCCGUCAAUGGACACACAUCAUAGCAACUUAUGACGGCAAACGCGUCAGCCUCUAUCUCAAUGGCAAACAAUCUUCAUCUAUUGAUGCAUGCGACUUUUCCUCCUGCGGCAGGAUUGUGUAUCCGAGCACUGGCGCUCGUCCUACCCCCCUCGUCCUCGGCUCCUUCUUUCAUCCUCUCACCCUCCGCUCCUACCCGCACGCCGGGGCGAUGCGCAUGGCGCGACUCUACGAGCAUGCUCUGAGCGCGGAGGAGGUGCAGGGGAGAUACGAGGAGGGGAAAGUCAGCGGAGGAGCGGGAGGAGGAGGAGCAACAGGAGGAGGAGGAGAGACAGCAUCAAGCUCGUCCUUCGAGUCAGGAUGCAGUUGGACAAGUUUCGAGGAGGAUGAGAGGGGACGUGAAAGCCAAGCGAAGCAUCAGGAUUUCAGAUGUCGAUUCUCGUACGAUUACAGCAAGACAGAGAGGAUUGUGGAAUAUUCACCAGCAACAGUUACCAACAACCUUCUGACCUGUAACGCGCCAACAUGGCAUCACAGUCAAACAUGGACUCAUUUCUCCAUUCAAGCUGCAAACUUUCAGAUUGCAAACAGAACUCUGUCAGCAUCUUUCCGCGAGAACUUUCCCUAUCUCAUUGGAACCAAAGUCUCGAUUGACUCUGACGCUGUGAACUCACCGCGAAGAUGUUUCUUGGAAGGCAACGCGCAAAGGUUUGGAGAGAUUUUAAGUUACAACGCUAUCGACGGGAUUUACACCAUCAAGAUUAUUGACAGUCUGUCCAUAACAACGUCUCUCUUUACUUCGCUUCCAAACCCGCACAUCUACCCGCUGUCAGACGUCGCCGUUUCAAAGUUCAUCGGAUAUGAGCCCACGUGGCUUCCCGUUUGGCAGGAUGAGAAACGAGUUACAUCGUCGACUAUUUCUCUUGAAGGACAGAGCAUAUCAUCUUCUAUCUUUGUGAGCAGAGACUCGGGUGAUUACCUUCUGGUUGCAAGCUCAGGAAACAAUGACGGUCAUGAAUACAACAUCAUCGUCCGACGUCACAAGCUUCACAAUCGCAAGAUUAUGUCGCGCAAUGUCACGUCAAAGAUCUUUGAAGUCAAGAUGUCGGACAACGCAUUUACGGACGUGAUGUCUUUCAACCCCUCCCAAACUUUCCCGACUGUCGGAUGCAGGAAGAUCGUAUAUCACCAGAUGACGACAGGCGAUAUGGAGAUGAACUUUCUUGCGUUUCUCGACGACGAGGAGAAGAUAAUCUUGUACAAGUGGGACGAGAGUCUUUCUCAGUUCGUGUCAUUCCAACAGUUUGACACAAGAUCGUCAACAAACAUGUUGACUUUCUUCUCCGUCGCCUCUUCCCUGAACAAUCAUUACCUACUUGUCUCUGGAGCAAUGCAAUGCACAACUCAACUGUCGGAUCUACGAGGAAACUGCUCCAUGAUGUACAUUCAGGAGGACAAGAACUACCAUCUGCAAACGCGCAUGUUGUCUUUGAAGAUGAGAACAAACCGUCAGCUCCAACGGACACCUUUCGAGGAGAUAGGACCGAGGGUCUUCGAUCGCUGCCGCACGACAGGAAAACUUAUCCCGAAUCAAGUCAACUCUGCUGUCGAUGCCAACGGCGGCGAUCAGAAUGUCUGUGGAGCUUUCUCGAUGAUUCUGAGAGCAGACGUGGAUGGUUGUACGGGAAAUUCAAACCAGACAUUCUGUCUCUAUGUCUUGCACACGGGCUGCUCGAAUGGUCAAAUCACAUCUGGAAUCCUUUCUUUCGAUCUCAACGUCACGUCAGGGCUGUUGACAUUCAUAGGACUGUCAGUCCUGCGAUAUUAUGAAGAAGCAGCAACAUGUAACAAAAUUUCAGCUGCCUUUGCGAAGAUUUUCGAAACCAUACACGCCUACGGCACAGUCAGCAAAUCAGAUGUCAUCAAUCACAACUUUUCCACAACCAUUGCGUCAAGAGUCUUUGGCAAUUAUGACAUUUCAGUCUAUCAAACAGCAUUUUUUACGUCUCAGUCAAACAGUUUCGUCAUAGUUGCAGCAGGAAGCUCGGGCGUAUUCCUCCUCCAAUGGGACGAGCUGAAUGAGAAGUUUGUUUUCUUGCAAUCAUUGGUGAAAUCCGACGGAAAGAAAGACUCGAAUGCUGUUUCAUUGACCAUUUGCAAUAUCACUGGCGACAUCUUCGUGGUUGUUCUCAAUUACGUCUCGGAUGCUGAAUGGACAGGGAUCAACGUCUAUCACUUCGAUCCAGCAGAAAAUCAUUUCACUUACCAUCACACCUUACUAUCCUCUCCUUCAUGGUCUGGUUGGCCCUCCUACUCUCGUUCAGCUGCUUUCUUCACCAUCGAGACGACCGGCAGUUUUCCUCUCCAUCUGCUCGCCGUCGCUUACAAUCAGGACACAACCAACAAGCUCUUUCCCAGCAUUCUGUACAGGUGGAACACUAACACGUCAAUGUUCGAGAUCUACCAACAACAAGACCCAUUUUACAUUCCUGGAGCUUCUUCUGUCUUGCACACAAGAGUUGCGUCAGGAGCAUACACCAAGGACUUGCUGAUCUUUUCUAGUUUGUACAAAUUUAGUGGAAGUUGUGCACCUGGGGUACAAGACAUCGUGAUUGAAUGUCAAGGGCAGAAGAAGGCUGAAACAACAACGUUGGUAUAUUGCUGGACUCCUGCGAUGAACUUCACGUUGUGCGAUGAGAUUCAAUCUCAGUCUGUCUCGAGUCUCGACACGUUCGAGUUGCCCUGCGCGGAAUCUGAUUGCGCCAGAAGAUUCUUGUUGAUCUCCGAGAGAUACUCUGAUCUCUCCCUGCUGUCGGGGAUUUCUGGCUUCAACAUCUCCAACAACCAACUGGUUGGCUUUCAACGGACUCCCAAACUUUAUCUGUGGGAUCAAAACCUCGAGAGAUUCCGCCUCCUCCCAGCUGCUUUUGACCUUGUCAACGGGACUAUCCCAGCUCCCCUCCCAGCUGAUCCCUGCGUGAGCCUGACGAGCCAGACCGAAUGGGGACCAUGCACAUCCUAUGCACCCGGAGGCUUCAACGACGGUUUCUGUGUGCUCGACGGCGCCUGCGACGUCUGCCAGCUGUUCUGCCAUGCUGCCUGCCAACAAGCCCCCGCAAACUCCGCGUGCCUCGAGUACCUGCAGCUGGGCUAUACCGAGUUAGAAGAGCAGCUUGUGCGCUACGAGAGGAUGAUGGCAAGGACUUGGCCGUCAGCUGAGGUCCUUGAGGGGAUCAGUGCUCCCAUGAGCUUCUUCCACUUCCAGCUGGAGGGAGAAGACUUCAUAGUGGCCGCCCAGGGACUUUGCGGGGUCUACGAGGACGGGACAAAAUGUUCCGAUGCAAAGGAGCAGGAGCAGGAGAAGGAGCAGGAGCAGGAGAAGGAGCAGGAGCAGGAGAAGGAGCAGGAGCAGGAGAAGGAGCAGGAAGAGGAAGAGGAAGAGGAGGAGGAGGUGGUGGUGAUGGAGGUGCUGACUUUGGAGCAGUUCCAGCAGCCUGAGUCUGCUCUGCUGCAGUGGACCGGGGAAGAUCCUGUAAAAGACGGCACUUUCAACGAGCAGUCAAACAUGUUUGGAGAAGUUCUAGAGCUCACGCCUGGCUCGCCUCCUACUCGUUCAUUCACCAAAAACAAUCUGAAGGCUCGUUCGUUCGCCCUCCGCCUUCAAGCUGGAUCAGUUUCGUCUUGGUCGACCGUGUCAGUGAACACCAGAAGAGGUUUUGAACAUGCGGGCGAGAAAGCCAAGCUGCUGUUAGCCUCGAGUGUGACCGAGGGUCUCGUUUCUUUCCCUUUGAGCUUCAGGCGAACUGAGGGUCUGACAAACAUCGACGAGAUCAUAGAACAAGAUGGAGGGGAUACGAAGAUUUUACAUGUGAUAGACAGCACGGCAAAUCAAAUCUCAUCAAUAUCGGUGUUCUUGAAUGAUCCGACAGGGGUACAACUUCGCGGUAAGUUUUGGCGGGUUGUAACAGAUUACAGCGAUGGACCAAUCUAUGACAGUCUUGGAAGACUGUACUCCAGGCUGAAGUGGAAGCAAUCAACUACAUUUCCUCCGUUUGUGCUCAAAGGAAUCUCCAGAACGCAAGUACAAAACAUCUCAGAUGGAUCUCUUCAGUUUCAAAUCUUUCGAAACCUCCCCAACACCAACUUGAUCUGCGGCCCUCAGUCGUUGGAGGAAGGGACUCAGUGGCAGACUUCACUUUGCAACAAGCUUGCUUUCCAUGUCGACUCGUCGGGAGAGCAUCAUGAAGGGUGUUCAGCGACUAUCCUCUCGGAUGGAUCAUUGAAGAUGAAUACAACAUCUUGUAACAACACCAGGAUCAACUACAAUGUACAUCUCUCCGCAUCCAAAGUCCCAUCUGGAAGAAACAACAUCUCAUGUGUUAUGAAUUCAAACUCUUGCUCUCAGUUCGAGCUUGAGCUCCUUGAAGUCAAUCAUGCACCUGUCUUUGCCGCACAUCCAGUGAUGGACGUCAGUCAGUUGUGGACCCAGCAAACUAUCAGUCAGUGGGCGAGCAUGUGCGGUGAGAUCACGUUUGCGCUGAGAGAAGGCUCUUUCGGCAACUCAACAUUCCGAGUUGUCCUGUAUGACGAUGGUGGAUCUUUGUACCUCCGAGACUAUCAGAUUGGAUCUGACAAAUCGAAUGUUUCCUUUUUCACCCUUCACAUCCCUGGAAUGGGAAAAGCUCCUCACUUCUCUCUCGUGCAAGAGCCUCUUGUCAUCUUUCAAGGCUCCGACCCUGUGGUUGCAAACCAUGUCGUCAAAUUUCCGAGGAACGAUCCUCCAUCUUUCGUUGUUCCUUCCACCAUCUUUCUUCUAGAAGGCUCCAGUAAGCAGGAGUUUGCGGGCUUUCUCUCCUCCCUCUCCCCCGGGCCAGGAGCAGACGAGGCCCAGCAGCUUGUCACUUGCUCAGUCCAGCACAACUCCACCAGCCUCUUCACCCAGCUGACGAACUGGGAGAAGCAACCGGUCCUGGUGCAGAACAGCCAGCUGGUCUUGAGCGUGUCUGCUGGGUUUGUCGGGGAGAUUCAGCUGUUGGUUGUGUGCGAGGACGACGGGGGGACGGAGUUUGGGGGGAGCAACCGGAGCAGCACAAUCGCGACUUUGAUGGUGGUUGCAAGGCCAACUAUCCUCAGCGUCUCUCCUCUCCUCUGGGUCUCAUCGGAACAUCCCCCAGCAGACGCCGUCUUCACCAUCACGGGUCGAGACUUCUCACCUCAGAUCUCCCCCCAGCUCGUCUCCAGCUCUUCCUUCUACUCGGCCCAGCAGGCUGCUGUCGUCGUUCUCAUCGGCGGCCUCCCGUGCCUCUCCACUGUCCUCGUCUCAGACACUACGCUGGAGUGCCGGGGGGUCCAGGGCUUCGGGGACAAGGGGUGGGUGGAGGUGAGAAUCAGUGAGCCCUUGAUGGGGAUGACGCGGGAGGCCCUGCUGCCGGACCUCUACGUGCAACACAUCUCCUUCAUAGCCGAAGUAUGCAAGGAGGAGUAG